Diaporthe amygdali is the source of this 2988-nucleotide messenger RNA. RefSeq lists its product as uncharacterized. Gene Ontology annotation, molecular function: DNA-binding transcription factor activity, RNA polymerase II-specific; zinc ion binding. Gene Ontology annotation, biological process: regulation of DNA-templated transcription. The record is from RefSeq and is a predicted model, not a curated record. The transcript is spliced from 5 exons. The coding region runs from base 1 to 2988 and encodes 995 amino acids. NCBI's taxonomy places the organism in Eukaryota, Fungi, Ascomycota, Sordariomycetes, Diaporthales, Diaporthaceae.
AUGGAAUCGAGUAGCAAGCCCCAAAGUUGUCAUUUGGAAGACGACCACCAGCUGAUUGUGACGCGAAGGCGCUUACUCUUGUCACACAAGCUAGGGCUCGUUCAGCCGCAUGGGAGAGUCGGGAGGGCACCAAUCAACGAGGCCGAACAGAUGCACAUGCGGCUCAACGAUAUCUGUCAGACAUGCCCUUAUGGUGUCCGAGAAAAGUCUCUCUAUUCAUACUUGCCACAUAACAUGAGGAGAAGGCAUAUCAUGAAAUUCAAGCUGUGGGCGGGCAGUCUGGGGGCUCACAGAGCCUCAGGGGCGCGGUCCCUGGAGUAUCGGCUUCCACUGCCAUUAUUGGAAGCUGGCCAUGGCACGGAAGUGGAACAAAUAGAGGGUGACGCUAUUGAUGAUGAACUGGCCGCUAUGUUCGAUGCAAGCUCAGAGGACGGGUUUGAAUUUUCCACCGGGAGUCGCAACAACGAGCUCACUGACUUGCUCUCUGGGAUUGGCAACGUGGUCGACUGUCUGCUUCGUUUCUCAGUAACAAUUAGCAACCCGGCUCCCCACGAUCACUUCAAAUCUCGAGCAGGUGUCGAACUCACCCAUCACUUUGAGCAUUACGAUACACUGCACGUGCGCUCCAAGUAUCCUCACAUGCAUCCAAAACUUUCGGAGCGGCUUGGUCGCAUGCUCACCUAUCGGCGGCGAUAUUUCAAGUACAGGGAGGAUCACCACACUCGACUAAAGCAAGGGUUGGAAGAAGCCUUGGAUGAUGGAGCCAGCAAAGGAUUGGCGACGACAGUAGCGUCAUCGCUGCCGCAAGAGUUGAAAGACAGUACCCAGACACAUCUCGCCGUGAUGAAUGACGACCGUUCCGAGAUCUCAGCUACUUCAUACGCAACGUCUACUUUGGGUCAGAGCGAGUUAAGAGUGCCGCCUAUUCCCAAACAGAAACAUGUCUUCCGCGACCUCAGACCUUAUGCUUGUCUUGUAGAGACAUGUGCAGUUGAUCAUGACUUUCAGCGCAGGAAGGACUGGACACGUCAUAUGUUACAAGACCAUUGGAGGACUUGGACUUGCCCUUUCAGAUGCGCCGGCGUAUACUCAUCAUCCUCAGAUCUCCGAGAUCACCUCUAUAAAAGCCACACCAUAGAGGUUGUAGGACAGGACGUAGACGCCAUUUUGAACCUCAGCAGUAUGGCUGAUGUUAGCCGUGCGGAAGGAUCAUGUCCGCUUUGUGGCUUCGAAAUAAAAUCAAGUCAUCAAUACCAGUCACAUCUUGGACAUCACCUUGAACAGCUGGCUUUAUUCGUCUUGCCGAAUCAGGAGGGAGAGGAGGAGGGAGAGGAGGACGACGACGACGAUGACUACGAGUACGACAUAGAAUCCAGUGAUGACACUGAUUUCGAGACGGAUGGCGAGGAGAAGGUCAGGUAUGUCACGAGGAUCAUCAAGGACAACAAAGGACGAUUGUCGCUCGUUCGUAUGACCAAGGACGAGGUGAAUCAAAUCAAAGCCAUCAAAGAAAGAAUGACCAACCAGAGAUUGGAUGUCCCACCACGACGAUCUGUACCUCCACCUCCGCAUACCGAGGCGCUGGAGCUGCCCAAGACUCCAUCGCCGGCAGAGAAGAAAUCAAACCCUCAGCUGGAGCUGAUGGAGACUCAAUUAGAAUUUCUGAAGGACGAACUCAAGGAACAAGAAGAUGCAGCCAAAAAGACAAAGGUAGAGAAGAAGAUCAGAGAGAUUACCGAGCAGACCUUCGAGAUCAGGAUGGAGCAACUAAGAGCGCAGGAAGAAAUCAAGAAGGAAAUUGAACUUCUCAAGGUUUCUAGAAAAGAUACAGGCAUGGAAACAGGCAGAGUAGUCAGAGAUGAUAAGAUUGACAAGCCAACAGAGUCCUCGCUUCAUGACAGCAGCACGCCUCGUCAAACCAACAGCGAGAGGUCCGGACCAGAGCAAAUCGCAGAGUCGGCGCUACAAAACCACGAGGACGUGGACGGACAGACAAACAUUCUGACAGCUGAAAAUCUCCGAAGGGUCUCUGGAUUUCCAAGAAGGCGCAUCAGAAGCCCUAGCGUCAUGGUUGAGACUGACCACGGGCAUUCUGCAGCCACGAGGAACCGCAUAGACAACGACGAUAUGACAAUCUUUGUCAAGGGCAUGGGAUCCCUAACGAUAGGCAAUGCCCAGAUGGACAUCAAGGACGGUGCCGAGAUCGCCAUCCGUACGCACAGCAACGAUAGGAACUCGAGCGUCAGCGAUGACGACGCGACCGUCUCCAGUCCCCAACAACAGGCAGCACCGCGACAGAGGACUUCGAUAGCAUGUCGUUCCUGCCGUGAACGGAAAAUUCGUUGCAGUGGCUAUAGCCAGACUCCCAAUGGGAAAUGUACGAACUGCAGAAAGACGGGCAACGAGUGCAUCUUCCAGCCGGCUUCCUCGUCCUCGGCCACUGAUUUUGUGCCCGUUUCAGCUGUGCCUGGUGGUGUUAUUCCCGGGACGCCUUUUUUGGCCGCUGGGACGCCUUUGCCUGGCGCUUUUGGUCAACCGUUGCCGCAAGGAGGAGCACAGCCAGCACAACCUGCAGUGGCGGGCCUUAGGAUUCACAAUCAUAAGCCUCGUCCAAGAGGUCGUUCACCAGCAGUCAUUGGGAAAAAUGACAUCGCCAAGACAAGGGCGAGAAGUAUGAGCACUGGCUCGCCGCCUGUAGAUGUCCUUGAGAAGGAAGAAGUCCGUCCCCGCCGUCCCCGAAUCGAGGAUGACUCGCGGGGGAGGAUAAGUAGCCUAAGACGUCACGAUACAUCUCGCGUAGAGAUCAGUUCCCGAGUCAACAACUUUGACGCACAAGGCCAAAGUCUUAAACGACAGGCUUCCAGUCCUCCUGCUGAAGAAACCGAUCUACUAAACGCGUCCGACCACAGCGAUCUCCUCCGUCGACGCGAAGGUAACCUCAAUCCGCCUUCUACCCCAGACCAUGUGACGCAGAAAGACUUGCCCUAG